AUGUUUUUGGCCUCCAGAGCUUCCCGUGCAUGUUUUACCGGCGCUACCAGGUUCAGGCCUAGCACCAUCCCAAGACUCUAUUCAAAUGUGCCAGUGCCCAAGAAGCUGGGGAGAGGGGCUCCCAUCAAGACGAUUGUGCUUGUCACCGUGAUCUCGUUUGCGCUCCUUGACCUCACAACCCGCUUGAUGGACAAGAAGUCCGAUAACAAGAAAUCUUUCACAGAAAAGGAGUACGAGGAAGCCAUCAAGGCAGGGUUGAAGAGAAAGACCCGCAUGUUUAAGACCAAGGAAUUGCCGGGCGGGGUCUUCUUGUGUCCACCCCCUCCAGCUUCCGUCACCUCGGCAGCCACGUUUGACGCCCGGGUAGACGCCUUGCAGAAACAGUUGGGUGCCAGGGUCAUCGAUUUGGAGGCUUUGAUUGCGGAGCAACGCGCGGAUGCCGACUCUAGAUACGGGUUGUUGCUCGACAAUUUGGCGGCCCAGGGCGAUUCUGCGGUCUACCCGCCGGGCUUGUUCCCAGCGCUCAUCGGGAUGGAAUUCAAGUCCAUCCGCAGACAACUCAUUGCUGAGGCUGGUGAGGAGGCCACUGAGAUCUCCUACCCUACCCCAAUCAUCGUGAAGAACUUUCCAAGAACCGUUGAAAACGCCACAAAAUUUGAGGAAGAUAUUGCCUUUGCUUCCAAGUUGGUUGUGUUUGGCAAGGUGGAUACUGAAAACGAAAAGUUUAUCGAGGACCAGCAACUCAGGGAGUAUAGCCAGUUAGCGGGCUACUUUGAGAUUGUUGACAAGCUCUUUUUUGUUGAGGAAGUGGAUGGCUCUGUUGUCGAGCGUUUGAGACAGUAAAAGAUCCCAGCAUUGUAUAUAUGGAUCGAUAUUUAUAGAUAAUCUUGCGAACCUAAAACACCGAUACUGGUUCGCAUUCCAAGCUGA
Babjeviella inositovora NRRL Y-12698 is the source of this 930-nucleotide messenger RNA. RefSeq lists its product as uncharacterized. NCBI's taxonomy places the organism in Eukaryota, Fungi, Ascomycota, Pichiomycetes, Serinales. The record is from RefSeq and is a predicted model, not a curated record. The coding region runs from base 1 to 843 and encodes 280 amino acids. The transcript has a single exon.